CAACCAGUAGCCGCCGGCGACGCCCGUUAGAAUUAGAACUAAGAAUUAAGAAACAAGAGUUUUCAAUAAUCUCUGCACGCAUUUGAAUUUCAAAAUUUCCAUUUAUCGAGGAGAUAGCAAUGCGAUUUGCUGCUCCGUUUGAAUUGAGAAGAAAAAUGUCGAAGAAAGCGAUCAGUAAAGCCACCGGAGGAUCCGAGCCGGUGUACUUGAAUGUGUACGAUGUGACCUCCAUCAAUGGCUACGCUUAUCGGUUCGGCCUUGGCGCUUUCCAUUCCGGACUACAAGUUCAUGGGGUGGAAUACGCAUUUGGAUAUCACGAAUGCUCAACAACUGGAAUUUGCGAAGGAGUGCCGAAACAAUGCGAUGGGUUUAGAUUUAGGAAGACAGUUUUGGUAGGCAAAACAGAUAUGAAACCAGCAGAGGUGAGAACUUUAAUGGUGGAACUUGGCCAAAUCUACAAGGGAAAUGCUUACAAUUUAUUCACCAAAAAUUGCAACCAUUUUUGCAAUGAUGCUUGCAUUAAACUCACGGGGAAUUCCAUCCCAAAAUGGGUUAAUCGCCUUGCCAAAAUUGGCUCUCUUUUCAAUUGUGUUCUACCAGUGGCCUCAAAUUCCACCAGAAUCCGGGACGACCAUAGAAUUGAAGAAGAGACUGUAACCAUGGAGGUAAAGAAGGAAUUAACAAGUGAAUCAACCAAAACUCCCAGUUCUAAUUCUUCUUCCUCUGCAACUUCCUUUCCUCGCUCGACGCUACGCCGAGGAAAUUUCCAGACGAGACGAGCUCCUCCCCCAUCUCCUCCGCGAUCUCCACCUUUUUUUUCUCAUUCUCAUCUUUAUCUCCAUGAGGUACAGACAUGACUGGAACCUCAACUCCUUGAAAUUUUUUGCCAUUUCCAUUGGAAGUGCCUCAAAGAAGCCGAGACAGUCAAAUUUGUUUAUCUUUUCCCCUACUGUAUUCUUCUUUGUGAUCUUGGAAGAUCAAAUUAUAAAAUUAGAAGCAUUCGUUUGUAUGCUUUCAAUUACCUUAUUUAU
Molecule: messenger RNA, 1031 nt
Organism: Momordica charantia (bitter melon)
Lineage: Eukaryota; Viridiplantae; Streptophyta; Magnoliopsida; Cucurbitales; Cucurbitaceae
Product: PPPDE putative thiol peptidase family protein
Biological process (GO): protein deubiquitination
Molecular function (GO): deubiquitinase activity
Source: RefSeq, a predicted model, not a curated record